AUUUCUGUGUGGGAUCUUUAAAGCGCACUGAGGGGAUCACGAGCGCGCAAUUCCCACGCGCGCACACACUUCACGAGCGCGCAUCGCGAAGAUAAAGGGUUAAAGCAGCAGCAGCAGCCUACAGCGCUUUCAAAGAGAGGCAGGUGUCCCAGUACCAGCCCAACUUUGGACCAGAUGUUUUUAAUCCUCUCUCUAGAACUACAGAGUAAUUCAUGACUGUCGAGAUUUGUGGUCAGCCUUUGUUGCUCAAGAAGUGAAAACUAUUAGAGAGUAUAAAUACAGAGAUCUAAACUCAUUUUCCACUCACAGUAUUCUGAAUCUCUGGGAGAUUUUUUCUCCCCCUCCUGCUGCUUGGAAGCUCGAGGCGCACAAUUCUGGCUCAAUAAAAUUAGGUUAGUAAACUCCUCAAAAUAAUUCCUCAUUUCUCCCCUCCAACAUGUGGUGGAUGCUGUUUCCUCGCUGGAUCUGGUUCGUCUCGGGACAGAUUUUGCUGCUAUUUGUGGACAGGCAAUGCGUGAAAGGCAUGACUUUGCAGAGAGUUGCGUAUUCCCACGCAGGGAUCUGUCCAAACGACAUGAACCCAAACCUGUGGGUUGAUGCAAUGAGCACCUGCACGCGAGAAUGUGAAUCUGACCAGGAAUGUGAAACAUUUGAAAAGUGCUGUGCCAAUGUUUGCGGCAAUCGCAGCUGUGUGGCGGCCCGCUACAUGGACGCUACAGGCAAGAAAGGACCCAUGGGAAUGCCAAAGGAGGCGUCCUGUGACAAGUUCAUGUGCUCUCAGCAGGGCUCCGAGUGCGACAUCUGGGACGGCCAGCCCGUGUGUAAGUGCCGCGACCGCUGCGAGAGAGAGCCUCACUUCACCUGCGCCUCAGACGGCAUGACCUACUACAACAAGUGCUACAUGGAUGCGGAAGCGUGCUCCAAGGGCAUCUCCUUAUCGGUGGUGACCUGCCGCUUUCACCUCACCUGGCCCAACACUAGUCCUCUCCCGGCCGGCACCACCGCACUGCCCACCACCACGGUCCAGCGCACCACUCCGGUAGACGUGCACGCUCCCAUCAUGCUGGGCGGCCCGACGCAGCAGUCCGUGUUCGUCGGCGACACGGCCAGCUUCCUUUGCGAAGUCGCGGGCCGGCCAAAACCUGAGAUAACCUGGGAGAAAGGACAAGGAAGUGUGGUCAUGAAGCCCAACCACGUGCACGGGAACGUAGUGGUCACUAACAUCGGCCAGUUGGUUAUCUACAACGCACAACUGCAAGAUGCCGGCGUUUAUACUUGCACAGCCACGAACGCCGGCGGCUCCGUCCAAGCGCAUUUCCCGCUCUCCGUAGUCCAGCAAGAGCCAGUCACGAAGUUGAACUCCAGCCGUUUCCCCGCCGAGGAGUGCUUUAAGGUGCCGGACAGCGACGACUGCGGGGAGGAAAAGCCGAGUUGGUUUUACGACCCCCAGAGGAACAACUGCUACACCUUCACUUACGGCAACUGCAGCAAAAACCGCAAUCGCUUUGACGAUUACGAGACGUGCAUGUCGUCGUGUCGGGACGAACUCGCCGCGCCGUGUAACCUCCCCAGCUAUCAGGGACCUUGCAAGGCGUACGAACCUCGAUGGGCCUACAGCGGUUCCCAGCGCCGCUGCCAGCCGUUUGUGUACGGCGGCUGCAAAGGCAACGAGAACAACUUCAAAACCAAAGAAGCCUGCGAGGACACGUGCCCGUUCCCGAGGAUCCAGCGCUGCAAGCCGUGCAAGCCGCGGCACAAGAUGGUGAUCAGUUUCUGCAGGAGCGAUUUCGUGAUUCUGGGACGUAUGACGGAGCUGACGGAGGACCAGGACUCCGGGCACGCACUGAUCACCGUGGAGGAGAUCCUGAAGGACGAGAAAAUGGGGCUGAAGUUCUUCGGCAAGGAGCCUCUGGAGGUGACCUUGCAGAACAUGGACUGGGCCUGUCCGUGUCCGAACGUCACCACCGCAGACGGUCAGAUCAUCAUCAUGGGCGAAGUCAACAACGGCAUGGCCGUCCUGCAGCCCGACAGCUUCAUCGUCCUUUCCAGCGUCCGGCGCGUCCGUAAGCUCCGUGAGGUCAUCAACAAAAACACCUGUGACAUUUUGAAAGAGUUCAUCCAGUAGGACUUUUCAUGUUCAUGAACGUUAAAUUGUUCUGAUGCUCUAAGAAUCUGUGUUUUAUGUUCUUGUACCCAUUGAAUUCCAGACUGUUUGCUUUGACAAGGUUAGAUAUGUUUCUACAGCUUGAAUAGAAAUGCUCACAUCAACCUGGAAGGUUUUUAUAAGAGUUGCCCUUACAGUUAAAGUCAAUUUGUGGACAUAAGACGCAUUAAUCAAAGCCAUCUGCUAGUCCCGGUGACUUCAAACGGAGCUGCCGUAUGAAUUUACUUAAAUAAUGGGAAUUCAUUUUUUUGGCACAUUUUUUUUUUUUUUGUAUGAUGGUUUGGAUAAAUUAACUUUUUCCUAUCUGCUUGGUUGAACUUUUACAGCGGAAGAUUUGUUGUUGUUGUUCCUGCACUGGGUUAAAAACAACCCAAGUUGGGUUAAAAAUGGACAAACUCAUCGAUUGGGUUGUUUUAACCCAGCAGUUGGGUUAAAUGUUUGAC
This is a messenger RNA of Megalobrama amblycephala (Wuchang bream), 2607 nucleotides long. It is a transcript of the gene wfikkn2b, whose product is annotated as WAP, follistatin/kazal, immunoglobulin, kunitz and netrin domain containing 2b. The record is from RefSeq and is a predicted model, not a curated record. Gene Ontology annotation, molecular function: protein binding; serine-type endopeptidase inhibitor activity. Bases 437 to 2125 code for a protein of 562 amino acids. NCBI's taxonomy places the organism in Eukaryota, Metazoa, Chordata, Actinopteri, Cypriniformes, Xenocyprididae. Gene Ontology annotation, cellular component: extracellular region. The transcript is spliced from 2 exons.